CGAAAGACUCACGCGGAGCGGCUGGGUCAGCGGCGAAGGCGACAGCGCGGCUCUGAGUAUAUACAUCUUGAGAGAUGCAGGCCACUGUGGGAGUAAAGACAGCUGCUAACAAAGAGUGCCACAAUAAUGGAGGAAACAUCCAGAAAGAUGAGCCCUCUAAUCAUAAGAAAGGAAAUUUGUCAUCUUCCAGUGGUUGUAAUGAAGCCAAAGUGACUUUUAGUGAUGAUGACUGGGAUUCCUUGGCACUAGAACAAAGAGCUAAUGACAAAGAAAUCAGCAAUAUUGACAAAGUAGAUUUACUGGAGCCAUCUUUUACUUCGAGUUCAGAUACUAACAGAGAGAGUACUCGCUGUCAGUCAAGGGAGUUUGAAGACAGUAUUGACUAUGUUUUCUUGAAUGAAACAUACUCUAUACUUUAUUCAGAGUCAAAACUAAAGAAUGAAAGUCUUACUCUUUCAAAUUCAGAAUUAGGUUCUGAAAUACAGAAAAGAGAGGAGGUGUUUUUUGAUAUUUUAGAACACAAACUUAAUAAGAUUAUUGACUUAGAAAGAAUCAAGAUUUCAGAUGAUGAUUGUGAAGAAACUGCUGAAGAUGUUCAGAAGUACGAUACAGAUGAAGACUCACAGCAGGAAUAUCAUAGUGCAGAAGAACAAGAAUAUCUGAGUAACCACUUAUCUCUUGAUCAAACAAAAACAUUAAACAUAUCUAAUUUGGAAGUUGUUGGAUUAAGAAAUUCAGGUUAUGAAGUUAAACAUGCUGGCAAUCUAGAAGUUAAUCACAUUGAGUUGGAAAGUUCUAGCAUCUCUUUAGAUUCAAUUGAUGAUUAUGGACAAGAAGAUUCACCUCAUGUCUCCAAAUAUCAGAAUUCUGUUAUGUUAGGAAAAUAUCAUAAACCAAAGCAUGAGAAGUGUAAGGAUCAAGAGACUAGUUUAAUGUAUCACACAGUAUUUGAUGAAAUUAUACUAAGAAACAGUCCUUCUGAAAGCCAGGAAUCUCAGUCUAAGAGUGGUUUUUUUAACCUUCAACAAGCAUUGAAAACCAACAUUUAUACUGGCAAAAUUAAAUCUCAAGUAACUGAAAGUAAAGAUUUUUGUGGAAAUGCAACUGUUGAGAACAAAAUUUUACACCUUGAAAAUCCUAGCACAUUACCACAGGAAAAAGCUUUAGAAACAUUACUACAACCCUUUAACGAUUGUCAAACUUCCUGUACCUCUAUUUGUGAUGAUUCAGUAAUUUCUGCCUGUGGACAUUCACAUUAUAAAAGCCUGCCGAGUAUUCCUAACUCAGUCCUAGAUUUUUCUAUUACUCCACCAAUGAUUGGAGCCAAAGAUAAUCAGGCAAUAAAAGAAGAUAGCUCCCUAAAAGUUACUAAUGGCAAUGUCACAAAUAAAAUGUGCUUUCAUAGUAUAGAAGAAACAUGUCCCAAAUUUACGACAGAGGCAGCUGAGUGCCCAGUCACAGUUAAUCAGACGGUGGAUGCUAGCACUGAUUUCAGGGCUUGUUUCACAAACAGCAGAGGAACAAGUACAAGACCUUCCAUAGUAUCUACAUCUAGCAACACAGACAUAACAAUGAUGAAUAAAAAACGCCCUGGUGAAUGGCAAAGGGGGAAACAAAGAAGUGUGGGUUGUAAUACAGAUUGGUCAUACGGUCAAGACAAUGAAGAUACACCAAUGGCUGUGACAAAAGGAUCGCUGGGAAAACCCCUCUCAGUCGACAGUUUAAAACCUAAUGGAAAUUUCUUAAAUAAGGAUUCCCUGGAAUCAAGAAAAACAACUGCUAUUACAGACUUAAAGGAACAUCCUGAGAGGGAACCUCAACUUUGGAAAGAGAUGGAGAAGAAUUUGCCAUCAAAGUGCUGUCAGAAAACAAUGCAGAGAGCCAUCAAAGCAGAGUUGCACCUUUUAAAUAUUCACUAUCAGUUGUGUCAUCGCCAUUGUAGUGAUAUCUACAAACUUGUAAUGGAAAAUAGGGAAGGAUUAAAUAGGAGUUUAUCAACUAAUUCUACUAAAAAGGAACUAGGAUCAGCACUACUGUCUGUUUUGGGAGACUUAAAAGUUAAAUAUGUAAGCUUGAAAGAAAAAGUAAACAAGGGUAUACCACUGGAAGAGCUGCCCCCUCUGUCAGUAGAAUCAAAAUUAUUAUCUACCUUCUCUACUUUUGCUUCCAGGCUAAUGAAAAAAGAAUCACAAGUCUUUUCAGGAGCAGAUUCUGAACCAGAUAAUCAAAGUACAUGUGAUGUUGAUGUUUCUUCAAGCCUAAAAAAGACACUCUCAGAAAUGUCUUUAUUAUCUGACAAUAGUCAUCCUAAACAAGGUACAUCACCCAAGGAAGAUGGUUUAAAAAAUGGUGAUAUAGAUGGAUACUUUAGUCAACUGAAACUAGAUGAUAAAGAUUCCAAACAUUAUCAAGAAACAAGUGAAGACUGGUUUGAUGCUAAAGAGAGCCUGACAGGAGUUGACUGCUCAGGAAUACAAGAAAAUCAAAUAGAACAAGACAAAUGGGAUCCAAACUUUAUAUCGGAAAUUAAGAAUGCUGAACCCUUACAAAGAGAUAAAGGUUAUUUGGUACAUGUUGGUGGUCUCUGCCCUUCCGUAUCUGAGGCUGAUUUAAGGUCUCAUUUUCAGAAAUAUCAAGUUUCUGAAAUUUCAAUUUAUGAUUCUUCUAAUUACAGAUAUGCAUCUCUUGCUUUAAAAAAAAACAAUGAUGCAAAGUCUGCUGCGAAAGAAAUGAAUGGGAUAGAAAUAAAUGGGAAACCAGUUAAUGUGCGACUUGUUAAAAGUCCUGGAGAAUGUACAUCGCCACUUUCCUCCAAAAGUGGAAGGAGAAUUAGUUUGAAUAAUUUGGAGAAAAGCACCAACAAAGAAAUCAACUCAGCUUCCUCUGCUCCUAGAUUGCCCAGAACUAGACCAAGGCAGCUGGGAUCUGAGCAAGACAGUGAAUUUUUCCAUUUUGACCAAGAGGGUGUCAAGAAGAAGAAUUGUAAACAUAUUGAAUCUACUAAAUUAUUACCUGAUACACCUAUUCGAUUCAUACCUCCAAAUACAUUGAACCUGCGUAGCUUUACCAAGAUCAUGAAGAGACUUGCUGAACUACAUCCAGACGUUAGCAGAGACCAUAUUAUAGAAGCUCUUCAGGAAGUACGAAUAAAUCAUAAAGGUUUCCUGAAUGGCUUAUCUAUUAAUACUAUUGUGGAUAUGACUUCGUCUGUUUUGAAAAACUCUGCUUCCAGUUAGAAAUAAAAGAAGCAAAAGAAUUUCCUUGGAAAGCAUGAGUUUCCUCCUACAGAAAAUGUUCUACAGCACUUAAGAAAAAAUUGUGGUAAUAGUAAGAUGAUGUGAUUAAAUAGGCUUGAUAAGUGGACUUUGGAAUAUGUGUAUUUUUAAGCUUCCAAAAUAAUUACUGAUGAUACAUGUAGUACAUUUUUAUGACUUCAUUGUAAAACAUUUAGAUUUGUUUUCCCUGUUUUCACCAGAAAGAGUGAACCCAGUCAUGCUUUGGUAAAAUACUUAAAUGUUUUUUUAUUCUAUUUUUAAAAAUUUGUAUUGAAGUUGCCAACAUAAUCACGAAUGGUGGCAAUAGUAUUUCAAAGUCAAUGUAGCUGUUUCAUCACCCAGAUUUAAAGCCCUUAAAUUUAAAUGGUCACCAUAUUGCUUGCAUUCAUUUGGUAAUAAUUCAUUUAGUAAUAAGUUCUUUCCUAUUAGGUUAGAGUGUAAAUUAGAACCAUUUUCAAA
Messenger RNA from Eptesicus fuscus (big brown bat), 3734 nucleotides. It is a transcript of the gene RBM44, whose product is annotated as RNA binding motif protein 44. Gene Ontology annotation, molecular function: RNA binding. Lineage: Eukaryota; Metazoa; Chordata; Mammalia; Chiroptera; Vespertilionidae. The transcript is spliced from 16 exons. The coding region runs from base 75 to 3236 and encodes 1053 amino acids. The record is from RefSeq and is a predicted model, not a curated record.